CAUGAGAAGCUGCCCACUGUCCAUGAAACCAAACCCUCAUUUAAUGGCCAUCCUCACCAGACCGUGAACCCUCCUUUUCCUUUGCAGACGCGUACCACCAUUGUCCACCCACUUGUAAAGCUUCUCUUCUCCGGAUAGCACUCUCCCUUUCUCUCAACCUCAAUCUCAUCUCCAAUUACUCCUUCUCAUCCUUCUUUGCAACAUAAACAAAUCAAAGAGAAACUAAAAGGAGUGGUUCAAAUGGAAGGAGCACUAGAGCGUGCACAACAGGUACAGGUAAACAACAACAUGUUGUGGGAUUGUGGAAGCUCUCUUUAUGAUUCAUUUGAGCUCAAGGCAUUCAACAAACAACUUGAUUCGGCGAUUGCUUCUCGAAGCCUAUCGAUGCCACGAUUCGUGGAGCCUGCACCAGUGCCGGCCCCUGUCCAAGUCUCAGCCUCUAGAAAAUCAUCCAAGUUCUCACGUUCACUUAGCAAGCUUCUCCGUGCCAUGCUAAGGUUGAAACCUGCAAACAGUGGAUCAUUCCAGGGUUAUACACGUGCUGAGUUAGGUUUUUACAGUGUUGAGCUUGGCCGUGGAGGGUUGUGGACCAUACCGGAGGUGUCUGAGAAAGGGUUGGAGUCACCGGAGUUUGAUCCGGUGGUGAGGAAGACUGUAAGUGAGAGGUUUGUUAGCUCUGCAGUUGCUGCCCGCUUGGGGCUGGAGUGCAGUUGAAAAUGGAAUAUUCUGGCAACUUGAAGUAGACCUUCAUGGCUUGAUGUUAGGUUAAGCUGUUUGACUUUGGAAGUUAAUGGCCAUGUUAGGGUUAGGGUUAGGGUUUGGUCAAUGGUGAGUGAAAGGAGGGCACGUGGCUGGUUAUAGCCUGGAUCAAGAUUCAAGAAGUUCAAUGCUUUUGUUAUUAAUGUUUGGAGAGAGAGAGAGAGAAGAGAGAGAGAUGGGAUGAAGGGAAGCAGGAAGAAGGGACCAAUAUAUUUCAUGGUGAUCAAUUGAAGUUUGAAUCUAUUCAGUGCUGUGAAGGUGUCUAUCUUUAUGUUUUGGUUGACAGGUUGCCUGGUACUAUGGCAGCAUGUACAAUAAUGUUUCAUUUUGUGUUUAGUUUUUGUUUCACCAGUAGUUGUUGUCUAUGUUGUGUUUGUUUGUUGAUCUUUCUUUGUAAGUGUUUGUGAUUAUUAUGGAAAGAGUGGAUAUGUAUUUUGCAUUUGUUUCUUCUUUCUCAUA
Molecule: messenger RNA, 1218 nt
Organism: Dioscorea cayenensis subsp. rotundata (Guinea yam)
Lineage: Eukaryota; Viridiplantae; Streptophyta; Magnoliopsida; Dioscoreales; Dioscoreaceae
Exons: 1
Coding region: 241-714 (157 amino acids)
Source: RefSeq, a predicted model, not a curated record